Messenger RNA from Drosophila busckii, 1995 nucleotides. RefSeq names its product T-complex protein 1 subunit alpha (gene CCT1). Gene Ontology annotation, biological process: protein folding. The transcript is spliced from 4 exons. Gene Ontology annotation, molecular function: ATP hydrolysis activity; ATP-dependent protein folding chaperone; ATP binding. Gene Ontology annotation, cellular component: chaperonin-containing T-complex. The coding region runs from base 98 to 1771 and encodes 557 amino acids. The record is from RefSeq and is a predicted model, not a curated record. NCBI's taxonomy places the organism in Eukaryota, Metazoa, Arthropoda, Insecta, Diptera, Drosophilidae.
AUUGUGAGUCAGGCGGUUUUUAGCGUGCGGCAACAUUUUUUGGACAUCGUUUAAUUUGUUUAAUUUUGUACUAAAACUCGCACAAUAAAAGCGAAAAAUGUCCACAUUGUCGACUCCUUUAUCCAUUGCUGGCACACGUCAGUCUGGCGCAUCAGUGCGCUCACAGAACGUGAUGGCCGCGCUUUCCAUAUCAAAUAUUGUGAAAAGCUCGCUGGGUCCUGUUGGGUUGGAUAAAAUGUUGGUGGAUGAUAUUGGUGAUGUCACAGUUACCAAUGACGGCGCUACCAUUCUGCGUCUACUUGAAGUUGAACAUCCAGCUGCCAAAGUGCUAGUGGAACUGGCUCAAUUGCAGGAUGAGGAGGUUGGCGAUGGUACCACAUCUGUAGUAAUCUUGGCUGCCGAGCUGCUGAAGAACGCCGAUGAGCUGGUGAAGCAGAAGAUACAUCCUACUUCCAUAAUUUCUGGCUAUCGUAUUGCCUGCAAGGAAGCAUGCAAGUAUAUCUCUGAGCAUCUGACUGCGCCCGUGGACGAGCUUAGCCGUGACUCACUAAUAAACAUUGCCAAGACAUCAAUGAGUUCUAAGAUUAUUGGCGCUGAUGCUGAUUUCUUUUCCACAAUGGUUGUGGAUGCUGCACAGGCUGUUAAAAUCACCGACCCCAAGGGACAGACAGCAUACUCCAUCAAAGCCAUCAAUGUGCUGAAGGCGCACGGCAAGUCUGCUCGCGAAUCGGUACUGAUUCCUGGCUAUGCUCUGAACUGCACCAUUGCCUCCCAGCAAAUGCCCAAGAAAAUUGUGAAUGCAAAGAUUGCCUGCUUGGACUUUUCAUUGCAAAAGACCAAAAUGAAGAUGGGCGUCCAGGUGCUUAUCAACGAUCCCGACAAGCUUGAGGCCAUACGUGCUCGCGAACUUGACAUUACAAAGGAGCGCAUCAACAUGAUUCUGGGCACCGGCGUCAAUGUGGUGUUGGUCAGCGGUGGCGUUGAUGAUCUGUGCAUGAAAUACUUUGUGGAGGCUGGAGCUAUGGCUGUGCGCCGCGUCAAGAAGAGCGAUUUGAAGAUUAUUGCUAAGGCAACUGGCGCUGCUUUCCUUACAUCGCUUACCAACAUGGAUGGCGAAGAGAGCUUUGAUGCCUCCAUGGUGGGAGAGGCAGCUGAGGUGGCACAAGAGCGCAUCUGCGACGAUGAGCUUAUACUCAUCAAGGGAACAAAAGCACGUGCUGCUGCCUCGAUAAUAUUGCGUGGUCCAAACGAUUUCUACUGUGAUGAGAUGGAACGUUCCGUGCAUGAUGCUCUCUGCGUGGUGAAGCGUGUGCUGGAAAGCAAGAAGGUCGUUGCUGGCGGCGGCUGCGUGGAGGCAGCACUGUCUAUUUAUCUGGAAAACUUUGCCACAUCGCUGGCAUCCCGUGAGCAGCUGGCCAUAGCCGAGUUCGCCAAGUCAAUGCUGGUCAUUCCUAAAACACUGUCUGUGAAUGCGGCCAAGGAUGCUACCGAUCUGGUGGCUAAGCUGCGUUCUUAUCACAACUCCAGCCAGACAAAUCCCCAGAAUGCCGAACUAAAAUGGACCGGCCUGGAUCUCAUCGAAGGCGUGGUGCGUGACAAUAAGAAAUCUGGUGUUUUGGAGCCCGCCAUGUCGAAGAUCAAGUCGCUUAAAUUCGCCACAGAGGCGGCCAUUACAAUUUUGCGCAUUGAUGACAUGAUCAAACUAAAUCCUGAGGAGAAGGGUGGCAAGAGCUAUGGAGAUGCCUGUGCUGCUGGAGAGUUAGAUGGUUAAGCCUUACAGUAUACAGCAUUUCCUCUACUUGUUUAGGCAUUUAAUCUUAUGUAUCACACCCAUCACAAUCUUUUGGCUCAUUUUUGUAACAACUAGUAACAAUUUAAUUGUUUUGCUAACCAGGAUUUGUAUUAACAACCGCACCCCCUAACAAGCCUUGCUCUCAUUCACACGCAUCUAUCUCCAUGCAUAAUAAACGAAACAAAACAACAGAGUGUACUAUA